AUGUGCUUACUGACGCCCGCACGUGAGUCAGCGAUUCACCAUUGGCUCCACGUCACUUCCUCAUUCAACAUGGCGGCCAAAACGUUCCAAUUUGGACGGAUUGUUCUCCAGCCUUCAGUGGUGUUUUUCCACUCCAAAUUAUCAUUUGCUUUUGUGAACAGAAAGCCAGUCCUCCCUGGACAUGUUCUUGUGUCUCCUAUUCGCGUUGUAAAGAGAUUUUGUGACUUAACAGAGGAAGAAGUCAUGGACUUGUUCGUUAGCACGCAGAAAAUUGCUCGUGUUAUUGAGAAAGAGUAUGGGGCGACCUCACUCUCGAUAGCGAUCCAAGAUGGACCCGAAGCAGGACAAACAGUGGAACAUGUUCAUGUCCACUUGUUACCAAGGAAGAAAGGAGAUUUUGAAAGCAAUGACGAUGUUUACAAAGCGCUCGAUGAACAUGACAAACAACAAAUUGAGUCAAAGGGGGUUGAAUUUAGGACUGAAGAUGAUAUGUCUAAAGAGGCAACAAAUUUAGCUUGUCUUUUUUCUACAGGGCUAUGACCAAGUGUUAAUUUAAAUGAUAAGAAAUGAGUGCCUUCACGAUUAGGCCAGGAACUUGUGUAGUCAAGACGAUUCGCUAACUUUCUCUGGUCCAGCUGUUCUGCCUAUACGCUUAGCGUGUUUUUGUCAUUAGCUACUACUGUUACGAACUCAAUCUAUGAUUUCUACGAGUGGAUGGUCAACAGCUGCUAUUUGAGAAAUGGAAUUAAAUGUGUUGGAUCUGA
Pocillopora damicornis (cauliflower coral) is the source of this 764-nucleotide messenger RNA. Its product is annotated as bis(5'-adenosyl)-triphosphatase-like. Gene Ontology annotation, biological process: intrinsic apoptotic signaling pathway by p53 class mediator; purine nucleotide metabolic process; negative regulation of proteasomal ubiquitin-dependent protein catabolic process. NCBI's taxonomy places the organism in Eukaryota, Metazoa, Cnidaria, Anthozoa, Scleractinia, Pocilloporidae. The record is from RefSeq and is a predicted model, not a curated record. Gene Ontology annotation, molecular function: ubiquitin protein ligase binding; bis(5'-adenosyl)-triphosphatase activity. Gene Ontology annotation, cellular component: plasma membrane; nucleus; cytoplasm.